This is a messenger RNA of Belonocnema kinseyi, 555 nucleotides long. Its product is annotated as sugar transporter SWEET1-like. The record is from RefSeq and is a predicted model, not a curated record. Gene Ontology annotation, molecular function: sugar transmembrane transporter activity. The coding region runs from base 1 to 399 and encodes 132 amino acids. The transcript has 3 exons. Gene Ontology annotation, biological process: carbohydrate transport. Gene Ontology annotation, cellular component: membrane. NCBI's taxonomy places the organism in Eukaryota, Metazoa, Arthropoda, Insecta, Hymenoptera, Cynipidae.
AUGUUAACAACUCCAAAAAAAUGUUUUCAGUCUGAUGUCUUGGUUUCUUUGGCAAAAGCAGUGGCUUUUAUAGCAGUUUUUAUUGGAUAUGCUCAGAUAGAAGACGAAUCGAAAGUCGAAUUCAGAUUUGGACUUAUCGUCACUGCUUUAAUGUUUAUUUUAAUUGCCGCGCCACUUGUGCAUUUGGGGGAGAUUUUCGAAACAAAAAGUACGGAAAUACUUCCUUUCCCUCUCAUUUUUAUGGCGACGAUCGUAACCUUCCAAUGGCUUUUGUACGGACUUAUAGUCGAUAAUGGCUUUAUAAUAUUCCAGAACGCAGUUGGGUUCGUUAUAUGCGCAGCAGAGUUGUCGCUCUUUGCGAUAUUUCCAUCAAAGCCUGAUCCGAAGAAGACAAAUUAAUUUUUCAAAAUUUUUAGUAUAUGCUUGCAAAAAAUUAGUGGUACACAACAUUCCUGCGAGCUUACAUUUAAGGAAUUUAUUGUUGUCACAGUUUAAAAACUUAACUCAAGUUUUUAAGUCUUUCAAAAAGUAUUUUAUUAUUAUUUUAACAAAAUU